CCAGGUAGUAAACGGAAAGUACCAAAAUAAAAAAAGUUAUAUUAAUAUUUGUAGCAAAUGAUUUAAAUGGCAAAUCCAGGAACCAUAGAACUACCGCCCGACUUUGAAGAUCACAUUUUAGCUCACGAAGGAAUAGCAUUGAUGUUAAAUAAUGGCUUCAAAGAGUCUCAAGCAUUAUUUGCAAAAUUCAAAGACAGCAGUCCAUUGAUGAGUGCUGGCUCCAGCUUUGUCUGUUUUAUGCAAGGUUUAAUGAGUUUUGAAGAUGACAAGUUAGAAGAAGCAGUCACUGCUUUAAAAUCGACACAAAAGUUAUGCAAUAACGCAGAGGACGAUAUACUUGAUGUUUUAAAAAACAAAUUCAGAAAAAAGGCACCAAAGAAAAAACCUUUAUCAAUCGAAUCUGUGUUACAAAGAAGAAUCAUUGUUGGUGAUUGUUACUUGUACAUUGCUCUUAUAUACUUCAUAAAACAGGAUCUCACAGGUUAUAUAAAAGGUGGCUGGAUGCUUAGGAAAGCGUGGAAGGUUUAUGAAAGAUGCCACAAACAAAUCGUGGAAUUGUUGAAACAACAUGAAGUGGAACUUUCUACCACAGCAGAUGUUGGUUUUGUGAAUGGCAAUGGAGAAGCAGGAGAUUCCAUUCCACCAGAACUCCCACAUUCCGAGUCAACAUCAAGUCUAUCAUCAAAUGAAGAUGAUAUCAUGAAAGAAGAAUUGGAGUUACCGGCUGCGUCCUCUUUCCCAAGCAAUGGUACGGACCAGAAAUCAACUCUUCUUCGUCUUUAUGGAGCUGUGUGUUUUGGUUACGGAGCAAUUAAUUUAUGCGUGUCGCUUAUUCCUCAAAACCUGCUACGUAUCGUUAACAUGAUGGGGUUCUCAGGAGAUGGGGUCGCUGGCAUGCGAGCAUUACAAGUUGCGUGUGACAGUGAAGACAUGAAGGCUCCUCUUGCAAUGUUGUGUUUGUUAUGGUACCAUACUGUUGUUCGUCCUUUCUUUUCUGUGGAUGGUGAUGUCGCAGAUGCUGGUCUUCCAGAGGCUGAGCGACUCUUAGAGAUAAACCAGGAGAAGUAUCCAACUUCUUCCCUGGUCCUCUUCUUCCAAGGAAGAGUCCGAAGAUGCAAGAGAGAUGUCAAUGGUGCUUUAGAAUCUCUUCAAGCUUCUUAUGACCAGGCUCAAGAGCAGAGAGAGCUACAACUCCUGUGUUCAUAUGAAAUAGGCUGGUGUUGCAUUAUGCAGUUAAACUGGGAGCGAGCUUUGGAAAAUAUUGUCAGGUUGAAGCUGGAAUCAAAAUGGUCUGUAUGCUACUAUGCAUAUCUAACAGCAUUGCUUGAAGGAGUGCGUGGUGACCUCAAGAAAUGUCAAGAAAUGAUGAUUGAAGUUCCGAAGUUGAUGAAAAGAAAAAAUAACCAGCUUGAAAUGUUCGUUGUUAGAAAAGCAAAAGUUUUCCAGAAGAUUCCACCAACAGAUGAACAUUUGAAACUCCUUAUUUUUGAAAUUGUUUAUUUGUGGAAAGCUUUCCCGAAUUGCGAGGAGGAGAAUCUAAAACAAAUGCUUAAAGAAUGUGAAAAUGUUGCCAAUCCAUGUUUGAAAGGUUUAAAACAUCUCAUUCUUGCUGCUUUGCACAAAUGUUUGGGCAACACUACAAAAGCUGUGGAGUAUUUUCAAUCUGCGGCACAGUUAUCUGAAUCAGAUUUAGAAGACGGUCAUAUUUCUCCGUUUGCAUUUUAUGAGCUUUCCAUUAUAAUGUUGGAAUCUAAACAUUCAGAACAAAAGGGAGUUCAGUUGUUGAAAGAAUGCAAGGAAAAUUUCUCAGGUUACGAUUUUGAAAAUCGUUUGCAAAUGCGAAUUCACUCAACUGAACUCAGACUUAAAGAAAAAAAUAGGACUUAAUUUUUAAAUCUAAUGUGUUAUAUUGCAAAGCGUACUACUAGCUAUUUAAUUCUACAUUAAGUCAACAUAUUAUCUUUCCACUGAACAUUAGUUAGCGUACUGUUGUUUAGUUGUGUAAAAAUUGUUUUCAAAUUGUUUUCACUAAAUAACUAGUUUAAGCACAAAUUAGUACAUUUUUUUAUUUUUUAGUGUUUUAGCAACCUUCCGAAUAUUUCUUGUUUUAUUCCAAGUGUAGUAGUAUUUACUAGGAAGCAUAUUAUGUGUUCCCACUGUUAUUGUAUAUUUACUGUACAUGGCAUAGCAGCAAAUAGUUUUCCGAAUUAUAGCAAUUAUAAUGUUGUGGUGUCCAAAUUAAGCAAAUUAGUGUAUUGAUAUGUUAAAAAUAACCUGUGCAAAUAAAGUUGUGUUGAUAGGGUGUAGAAGUAUAUAGCAUCAUUUAUUUAUUAUUAAUGGAUCGUUCACAAUAUAACUUGACCUAUAUCUGAAUUUGCACAUUCCGAUUUAACAUUGUUUGAUUUUGUGUCCUGUGUUUGUGGUGUUUACUUGCAAAUGAGUCUAGAAUUUGAAUAAAACUGAAAAAAACUGGG
Messenger RNA from Ciona intestinalis (vase tunicate), 2474 nucleotides. Lineage: Eukaryota; Metazoa; Chordata; Ascidiacea; Phlebobranchia; Cionidae. The record is from RefSeq and is a predicted model, not a curated record.